Messenger RNA from Closterium sp. NIES-67, 5646 nucleotides. Lineage: Eukaryota; Viridiplantae; Streptophyta; Zygnematophyceae; Desmidiales; Closteriaceae. The record is from the annotation of a GenBank genome assembly.
AUGAGUGCAUAUCAUCCUAAUGUCCUGCCGUAUGAUCAUCUCAUUCGUGCAUGCAUGUGUGCAUGAGCAUAUAUCACAUUGCUCGCCAUCUUCGAUAUUCUCAUCAUCCUGAUUUUCUCCCAAGAUUGAAUGCAUGGAAAAUGCAGGAGAAAGCGCAACGACCAGCAGUUACGUUUUGAUUCAGUUCUCACUCUAGAGUUAAUCUUUUCACCUGAUUUAAAUUUCAGAUGACUCUAGACUUAUAGGCGCGUCCUUCCACAGAGCAGAUUGGCGUUUGGUUGAGUUGAGGCUCUGCUUAAUUCGUGCAAAGUAGGCCAAUCCUAUCAACAAGUGGUAUCAGAGCCAGUACCUAUCUUUGCGAUGACGAAUCAUGGUCAUUUCUCAACCAAUGUCUACGAGUAAGACCUGUUUCGAGUAGCCCAGGUUGCGAGCUUUCCAACGAGCCUAUUUUUAGGUCUUUAUGCAAAGGCGUGUGUUCGUGGCGGCGUUUCUUGUAAAGCUGAACAUUCUGCCAGAAUUCUGCCAGAUUCGGUUUGUUACGAUUUCUUCAUUUCUAGAGCUAGCAGAUGCCGAAUAGAGGCUCUGUAGGUGCUGAGGGCGAGAUGGCACGUGGAGUUAGAGAUAGGGAGCAAGGGGGAGCUGCUGGUGAUGGUGCUGGAGCUUCACAACCGAGGGGAGAAGCCCAACAGCCUUCACUACCCACGUUAUCUACUCCAUCUCCACCAUCCAACCCUACCGUGGAUCCUAUGAAGGCUUUCUCAAUUGAGAAGUUCAUAGGGGAGGGAUUUGAGCACUGGAGCUUUCGAAUGCGUCUCAUGUUUACGCAUUAUCAUCUGCUAGAGCUCGUGGAGGGAAGAGAGAAGGUACCGGAGAACGCGGAUGACCGUGGCUCAUGGAUAAAACGCUCGUUCGAUACGUACAUGCUCUUGGUGCAAGCGGUUGGAGGGCGCCAGUUGGAUCACAUCAAGGAGCUGCUUGGAGAUCCCGAGUGUGGACCAAAGGCAUGGAAGAAGCUGCAAGAUAUCCACUCACCAACUCACGUGACCGGCAUUGUGCUAUUGGCGCGUCGAUUGCGCGACAUCAAAUUCGUGGAUGGAGAGCCAAUGCAACCGGUUUUGGAUGAGAUGCGGGAUAUCUUCUCCAAAUUGCAAGCAGGAGGAUUGGUCUACCCUGAGCUCGUGCAGUGUGUGGAGAUUGUCAUCAGAUUGCCGGAGUCUUGGUCUGCUCUUGCUAUCAACCUCAACUCUCAGCAAUCCCAGUGGAGCUUGGAGUACAUUCGCGCACGGAUCUUGGAGGAAGAUCUACGGCGACAGAGUGUGGAUCGCUCGGGGGAUGCUGCUGGUUAUGGAGUUGGAGGAGGGAGGAGUGGCUUUAAGAAGAAGUGGAAGGGCAAGAAGAAUGACAACUCUCAGGAGGAGAGUACUGGAGGUCAAGACAGGAGCCAAGGAGAUGUAUGCUUCUAUUGCAAGAAGCGCGGUCAUCGCUGGAGAAAGUGCUAUCAACGGCCUAAGGACUGGACCCCACCUUCAUGGACCAAUCAGCAAGGAGGCAAACGGAGUGGGGGAGUUAUGGGAGCUGGUGGAGAGGAGGACGAGGAGGAGAAAGGCGGCAAAGUGGGUGAGCGGCGGCCCGGUUUCUUCUUCUUUGUGAACGAGGGUGCUGCGGAUCCAGCAAUGGCUGCCAAGGUUCUUCUACAUCCACUAUCUCAUUGGGUCAUUGAUUCUGGAAGCUCCUGGCACAUGACUCCUCGUGUGGACCUGCUUGAUGAGAUUCAGCCAGCACCAAUCGCUACUGUCACAUCCGCUACAGGAGCCAAGGCUAAAGUGAUGGGCAUGGGGCGUGCCAUGUUUGUGGGUGCGGAUGGUGAGUUGGUGGGCUUGAAGGAGGUGCUUUGGGUACCAGAUUUGUGCGCGAAUCUGAUUUCCACCGGCCGUUUGGGAGAUGCGGGCGUGAACACUGAAACCAUCGGCUCAGAGCGCUAUCGUGCUUAUAAGGAGAGCCGACUCAUUUGGGACCUGCAGCAUAAUGGGGGAGUCCACCGGCGCAUGUGGCAGAUUCCCGUGCUCCCAUGGCCUAAAGGGAAUGAGCCAGCAGCAGCAGCAGCAGUUGAAGGAGCCAUGGAUGAUGAAGAUCAUGAGGAGUGUGAUGAGGGGCUGAUUGCGGCGGCUGGAGCAAGUGCGGCUGUCAAGGCAUCGGCAACCUCUGGACAAGCCUCUUGGGAGACAUGGCAUAGACGUCUUGCACAUGUGGCUGUUUCUACAUUGGAGGUGAUGGCGAGAGAGCAGAGUGUGCAAGGGCUUCGUCUGCAUGGAGGCAAUGCUGAUUCUCGUGACUGCGAGGUGUGCAUGCAAAGUAAAUUUGCACGUUUUCCCUUUCAUAGAGUGGAUGGUUCUGCCAAGGCACCAUUGGAAGUGGUGCAUAUGGAUCUGGUGGGUCCGAUGCGGACUGAGGGCAUUGGUGGAGCCUUGUAUUUCCUAACUCUGGUGGAUGACUGGAGCAGAUUUACAUGGGUGCGACCUUUGUCAAAGAAGAGUGAUGCGGCAGCGGCAAUCAAGGAGGAUUGGUUGCCAAUGGUUGAAAGGCAGUCUCAACGGUUGGUGAAGGUGCUGAGGAGUGAUCGUGGUGGCGAGUUCCUAGGAGCAGAUUUCAAUGCUUGGCUCAAGAAGAACGGCAUUCGACACCAACUGACCUGCCCUGGAACACCACAGCAAAAUGGCAUUGCUGAACGAGCCAACAGAACCAUUGGUGAGGCGGCCAAGGCAUUGUUGAGGGAUGCUGGACUUCCCUACAAGUUCUGGCCUGAAGCUGUUCGCCAAGUGGUGACUGUCAAAAACAGAGUCUUGAUGUAUGUUGGCGAGCAGCAUUGGGUGCCCUAUGAGCGUUGGCUUGGGAAGAAGCCGCUUGUAGAUAUGCUGCGGGUGUGGGGCUGCAUGGGGCUUGUGAUGGUGCCAAAGGAGCAAAGGCACAAGCUUGAGGUUGCUGCAGUGUGGGCCGUCCAUCUUGGGAUGGCCCCCGACUCCAAAGGGUGGCUGAUGUGGGACCCGAGGAGUAAGAAGACCAUUGUGAGCCGCGACGUCAAGUUUGUGGAAAAUGUGAUGUACAACGACUGGCAGCAGCAACAGCAAGUUCAGAUUGGACUGCGGCUGCAAGAGCUCCAGAGGUCAGCUGUGGAGGAGGUUCAGCCGCACCUUGAUGAUCGCCCUGGGUCAGAGCUGACCAGUGACCACAGUGGUGGUGUCGAGCAGCCCACUGUUGGAGAUGAGCCUGAGGAGGGGCUCGAGGAUGAGUCAACGCGUGUGGACUCACCAUCAGUGCCUAUGACUUCUCCACCAGCUAGGGUCAUUAAGAGGAGUGCACAGCGAGGCGCGUCAACGCAAAUGCAGCAGAGUACAACUCGUGAGAAGAGGGCAGCAGCGCCACCUUCAAGGCUAGGGUAUAGCCGCUUGGGAGGACCUAAGCAAGGUGCGAUGGCGGUUCAGGCGGAUGAGAGUGAUGAUGAGGAGAGUGCUUUCUGCUUCUUCACCACUCUACCUAGUGAUCCAGCCACACUACAUGAGGCAUGGACUGGCCCUCUGAAGGCAAAAUGGAAGCCUUCAACUGAUGAGGAGUUCAACAGUCUCAUUGAGAAUGAGACAUGGGAUCUUGUGAAUCUACCAAAGGGGCGACGAGCCAUCGGCAAUAAGUGGGUCUUUAGGACUAAGACCGGAGCUGAUGGUGAAGUGGAGCGGUACAAGAGCCGUUUGGUUGCCAAAGGGUUUGAGCAGAAGGAGAAGGAGGAUUACAAGGAAGUGUUUGCACCUGUUGCUAAAACAGGAACCUUGAAGACCUUGCUGGCCAUUGCUGCUGUGAAAGGUUGGAGUGUGAAGCAGAUGGAUAUCAUCACUGCAUUCCUGAAUGGGGUGGUGGUGGAAGACAUAUAUAUGGAGCAGCCAGUUGGAUAUGAAGAUGGGACUGGCAGAGUGUGCAAGCUUAAGAAGGCAAUCUAUGGACUUAAGCAAGCUCCAAGGUGCUGGUAUGAGAAGCUAGCGGAAGUGCUCCUUGCUGGAGGCUUCAACACCUCUCAAGCUGACCACAGCUUGUUUCUGCUUGGUGAGGGGGAGCAGCAGUUGUGCUUGCUUAUCUAUGUAGAUGACAUCUUGCUGUUCUCCCCAUCCAUGGAGCAGAUUGAGAGGACCCAAAAGCUGUUGAUGGACAGCUUCAAGUGCAAGAUGCUUGGGGAUGUGCAUUACUACUUGGGGCUGCAGAUUGAGAGGGAUGUGGAAAAGAGGUGGCUGAAGAUGCACCAGCACAAGUACAUCUCUGGAGUGGUGCAGCGGUAUGGCAUUCUUGAGGGUCGUACUGUGAGGACACCUCUCCCUGCAGACUUCAAGCUGAGGAAGGCCACUGAAGACGAUGUGGUACUUGAGGAGGAGGAGAUGAAGGAGUACCAUUCUCUGAUCGGGAGUGUCAUGUAUGCAGCAGUGCAGACAAGACUCGAUGCUUCUUUUGGAGUGGGUCAGCUUGCGAGGGUUGUGCAACAACCCACUGCUGAACACUUGGAGGUUGCAAGGAGAAUGGUACGCUACCUUGGAUCUACAACAUCUGCUGGAGUUCAGUUUUCUAUGGCUGGACAACUGAAGCAACCUGAAGCUGAAGGGGUGAAGCCUGGAUCUUUGAAGCUUACAUGCUUUACCGAUGCAACAUGGGCCUCCGAGGAUGAAGACUGCUCAUCCAUUGGAGGCUUUGUUUGCAUGAUUGGAGGAGGUCCAGUAAGCUGGAGGUCAAAGAAACAAAGUGAGAUCGCUCAGUCUUCAGCAAAGGCGGAAUAUAUGGCUUUGUACCAUGGAAUUAAGGAGAUCGUGUCCCUGCGGAAGCUGUUGGAAGAUAUUGGCGAGAAGCAGGAUGGCCCUACGCCACUAUUCACAAACAGCAAGGGUGCUAUUGGGAUGGCCACUAAUCCGAUCCUGAAUGGCCUCAAUAAGCACAUGAAAAUCAAGUGGCACUGGGUGUGGCAGAUGGUGAAGGAAGGGGUUGUGGAACUUCACCAUGUGAAGGCAAGCAAGCAGGCGGCUGAUUUCCUAACGAAGCGUCUUCCUGAAGAUGCACACUGGAAAUGUGCUAAGAUGUGUGGAAUGGCAUUGCACUAGAUGUUCCAAUGUAUGAAUGUGAUGGCAUGGGCCUGGUUGGAUGAAAGAUCAUUUCCACAUGCAUGUGUGUGCAUUCCAUUAGUCUGAGGGGGAGUUUGUUAAUUGCACAUCAGCAUGAGUGCAUAUCAUCCUAAUGUCCUGCCGUAUGAUCAUCCUAUUCGUGCAUGCAUGUGUGCAUGAGCAUAUAUCACAUUGCUCGCCAUCUUCGAUAUUCUCAUCAUCCUGAUUUUCUCCCAAGGUUGAAUGCAUGGAAAAUGCAGGAGAAAGCGUGAGCAUUCCAACGACCCCAAGAUCACCCCAAUCCGACCGAUGAUGCCGAAGUUACAAGAAUUCCAAGAUUGGAAGUUCUAAUGACAAAUGCUAUACCUCGGGUGUCUCAUGGGUCUUAUAAUGGGGAUCUUGUGGUUAGAUGGUUGGGGAGAAAACUUUGACUUUUGGUUGGGGUGGCUUGGUUGCUACAAGCCAAAAUAUGCAAGUGUUGCAAAUGUUGCAACAUCUUGCCAAAUCCAAUCUCUUUGGA